UAAACCUUCAACAUCAUCUCCAAUCAAUUCAAUUAUGGAGUAAGUAAAAUACUAGAACAGCUGAUUCCUUCCAUAUUCUCCCAAGAUUCAACUUCUUGAUCCCUUUAGGUAACAAAACAUGGAAGCAGAUUCAUCCGAUGAUCAAAUCACAUCCCCUCUAUUAUCAGUGACGCAGAGUGAUGAAGUGGAGGCGGAGAACUCACCGAUCAAGCAGGUGGCCCUGACGGUGUCGACCUCAGACGACCCGAGUCUGCCCGUGCUGACCUUCAGAAUGUGGUUUCUGGGGACGCUGUCGUGUGUGCUCCUCUCCUUCCUCAACCAGUUCUUCUGGUACCGGACGGAGCCCCUCUCGAUCACCGCCAUCUCCGCGCAGAUCGCGGUGGUGCCGCUGGGGCAGCUGAUGGCCGCCAAGAUCACGGACCGCGUCUUCUUUAAGGGGAGGCGGUGGGAGUUCACGCUCAACCCGGGGGCCUUCAAUGUGAAGGAGCAUGUGCUCAUCACCAUCUUCGCCAACUCCGGGGCUGGAACGGUCUACGCCAUCCAUAUCGUCACCGCAGUGAAGGUGUUCUAUCAGAAGCACAUCAGUUUCUCCAUUUCGCUCAUCGUUGUCAUCACCACCCAGGUGUUGGGGUUUGGAUGGGCUGGCAUAUACAGAAGAUAUCUGGUGGAACCAGCGGCUAUGUGGUGGCCGGCUAACUUGGUCCAAGUCUCUCUCUUCAGGGCACUGCACGAGAAAGACGAGCGUGAGAAAGGCGGAGUGAGCCGCACUCAGUUCUUCGUGAUCGCCUUCAUCUGCAGCUUCGCCUACUACAUUUUCCCCGGCUAUCUCUUCCAAAUGCUCACCUCCAUCUCCUGGAUCUGUUGGAUCUUCCCCCAAUCCGUCCUUGUUCAGCAGCUGGGCUCCGGCCUCCACGGCCUCGGCAUCGCCGCCGUGGGCCUCGACUGGUCCAGCAUCUCCUCCUACCUCGGCAGCCCCCUCGCCAGCCCCUGGUUCGCCACCGCCAACGUCGCUGCUGGCUUCUUCAUCAUCAUGUAUGUGGUGACACCGAUCAGCUAUUGGUGCAACAUCUACGACGCCAAGGUCUUCCCCAUCUUCUCCAAUGAUCUCUUCACCGACUCCGGCCAGAUCUACAACAUCUCCUCCAUCAUCGACUCCAACUUCCACUUCGACAACGACGCCUACCAGCGCCAGGGCCACCUCCACCUCAGCACUUUCUUCGUCAUGACUUACGGCGUUGGCUUCGCCGCUCUCAGCGCCACCAUCGUCCACGUCAUUCUCUUCCAUGGAAGGGAAAUAUGGGAGCAGAGCAAAUCGAGUUUCAGUGAGAAGGAAAAGGACAUACACACGAAGCUGAUGAGCAAAUACAGACAAGUACCAGAGUGGUGGUUUUGGUGCAUUCUCGUCGGAAACGUAACACUUACUAUCUUCGCUUGUGAGUACUACAACGAGCAGCUUCAGCUUCCAUGGUGGGGCGUCAUCCUUGCCUGCGUUAUCGCCAUCUUCUUCACUCUCCCCAUCGGCAUCAUCACCGCCAUUACAAACCAGACGCCAGGAUUGAACAUAAUCACGGAGUACAUAAUCGGAUACAUCUACCCGGGAUAUCCGGUGGCCAACAUGUGCUUCAAGGUAUACGGCUACAUCAGCAUGACGCAGGCCAUCACCUUCCUCCAAGACUUCAAGCUGGGGCACUACAUGAAGAUCCCUCCCAGAACAAUGUUCAUGGCGCAGGUGGUGGGGACGCUCAUCGCCGCCGUCGUCUACCUAACCACGGCGUGGUGGCUAAUGGAGUCCAUCCCUGGGAUCUGCGACCAAUCCGCGGACAGCGUGUGGACGUGCCCGGGUGACCACGUCUUCUACGACGCCUCCGUGGUGUGGGGCCUGAUCGGGCCGAGGAAGAUGUUCGGCGACCAAGGCCUGUACGGGGCGGUCAACUGGUUCUUCCUCGGGGGAGCAGUGGCGCCGGUGAUGGUGUGGGCGGCGAGCAAGGCGUUCCCGGGGCAGGAGUGGAUCAGGCUGGUGAACAUGCCUAUAUUGAUCGGGGCGUGCGGGCAGAUGCCGCCGGCGACGGCCGUGAACUACACGUCGUGGAUCAUACUGGGGUUUCUGUCCGGGUUUGUGGUGUUCCGGUACAGGCCGGUGAUGUGGCAGCGGUACAAUUAUGUGCUGUCGGGGGCGCUGGACGCGGGGCUGGCGUUCAUGGGGGUGCUGUUGUAUCUGUGUUUGGGGCUGGAGGAUGUUGGGAUAGAGUGGUGGGGGAAUAACCUCGACGGCUGCCCCUACGCCUCCUGCCCAACGGCUCCCGGGGUUAUGGUACAAGGUUGCCCUGUUGUGUCCUAGCUAUGCUUGGAUUACAAUUCAUCAGUUAUUUUGAACAACCAAUUAUGAACUGCAUGUGGCUGUUCUUGUUCAUAUUGCUUCAUUCGUUGAAUUGGUUGAAUUAGGGGGAUGUCACAUGAUGCUAUUUGAAUGAAAACAAUCUAGUACUGUUUCAUUUUCUUCA
Molecule: messenger RNA, 2501 nt
Organism: Salvia hispanica
Lineage: Eukaryota; Viridiplantae; Streptophyta; Magnoliopsida; Lamiales; Lamiaceae
Product: oligopeptide transporter 7-like
Biological process (GO): transmembrane transport
Molecular function (GO): oligopeptide transmembrane transporter activity
Source: RefSeq, a predicted model, not a curated record